Molecule: messenger RNA, 1194 nt
Organism: Vigna angularis (adzuki bean)
Lineage: Eukaryota; Viridiplantae; Streptophyta; Magnoliopsida; Fabales; Fabaceae
Exons: 1
Coding region: 1-1194 (397 amino acids)
Source: RefSeq, a predicted model, not a curated record
AUGGCGGAAGAAGGACCAAAUCCACCUAGAAGAACACUUGGAGACUAUGCUAUGCAACAAGGGCCAAGAUAUUUUUCUAGCAUAGUAAUACCGCCCACCACCAAAACUUUGGAGAUGAAGCCAGCUUUCCUUAGCCUAAUCAGUUCUCAUCAAUUCACUGGAAUGGAUAAUGAAGAUCCAUACAUUCAUCUCUCUACAUUCUAUGAACUAGUAGGAACUAUGGGAUUUGAAGAAGGAGAUCUUGACCAUGUAUAUAUGCGUUUGUUUCCUUUUUCUUUGACAGGUAGAGCAAAGGAAUGGCUUAAAUCACAUCCCAACCAGAGUCUGAACAAGUGGAGUGAUGUAGAAGAUAAAUUCUUGAACAGAUUCUUUCCACCUUCUCGUUACAUUAAGGCAAAAACUGAGAUUUCUACUUUUAGGCAAGGACAAGAUGAACCAUUCUGUGAAGCUUGGGAACGAUUUAAUUCUUUGUUGAGGAGAUGCCCCAAUCAUGGUUUUGAAGAUAUUGCUCAACUAAACAUUUUCUGCAAUGGUCUGAGGCCAGACACCAAAAUGAUAUUAGAUGCAGCGGCUGGAGGAACAAUGAUAUCUGUAGAUGCAGAACAAGCAACAAGAAUCAUUGAGGCACUAGCAUCUACAGACCAUAAAGCCCAACAUAACAGACAAACAGUUCAGCGGAAAGGAAUUCUUGAUCUCAGCACUACAGAUGCAAUUUUAGCUCAGAAUAAAAUUCUGACUCAGCAGAUGGAAGCAUUAACCAAACAAAUGGCUAACUUACCUGAGCAGUUAAAAGCAGUACAAUCUUCUCCUAGUCAACAACCCAUGAGAUGUAACUUCUGUGGAGGUGACCAUCCCAAUGGUCAUUGUUCAUAUCAAAGUAGCCCACAAGAAGGAGAAGUUCAAUAUGUGAGUAAUCAAGGAAGAUCAGGGAAUUUCUCUAACAACAAUAACUUUUCACAAGGAUGGAGAAACAAUCAAAGUCAGAAUUUUGGAUGGAAACAAGAUGUUGGUCCUUCAAAUAGACAACCUCCUUAUCAGCAUCAACAACAAAAUCCUUCUGUGUAUGAAAGAACAACCAAAUUAGAGGAUACUCUAGAAAAAUUCAUGCAAGCUUCUAUGAUCAAUCAGAAAAAUACAGAAGCUUCAAUAACAAGAACCAAACCAAACAACUUAGAGGUAAAACCAUCAGUCUAG